Molecule: messenger RNA, 2466 nt
Organism: Panicum virgatum (switchgrass)
Lineage: Eukaryota; Viridiplantae; Streptophyta; Magnoliopsida; Poales; Poaceae
Product: cysteine-rich receptor-like protein kinase 6
Exons: 7
Coding region: 117-2210 (697 amino acids)
Biological process (GO): protein phosphorylation
Molecular function (GO): protein kinase activity; ATP binding
Source: RefSeq, a predicted model, not a curated record
GCGGCAAGCUGCCUGCCAGCAGGCUCCAUCCAAACAGCCCCUAACUGCGGCACACGGCAGCAUAUGUUUUGGUUGGUGUCUGCAGAGCCGCUGCUUAGUUCAUUCCCUGGUGGCUGAUGCGGCACGGCGUGGUGACAGCAGCAUCCGUAGAUCUUUCAAAAAAAGACAGCAGCAUCCGUAGUUGUUGUUGUUCAACAACACAACGCGUCAUGGCGAAGCAUCUCAUCCUCGCCGCGUUCCUCGCCGCCGUGGCCCUGCUCGCGUCCGGCGCCGCCGGUCAGGACUACCCUCGGCUAGCGUGCGACUACACGGCCGGUAACUUCACGGCCGGCAGCAGGUACCUCGCCAACAUUGGCAUCGUCGGCGCCGCCCUGCCCAAGAACGCCUCCGCGUCGCCGGACCUCUUCGCCGCCGCCGCGGCCGGCGCCGCCCCGGACAAGGUCUGGGCGCUCGCGCUCUGCCGCGGCGACGCGAACGCCACCUACUGCCUCGGCUGCCUCGUCCAGGCGUCCCGCGACCUGCCCAACGCGUGCGCCUACAACAGGGACGCCGCCAUCUACUACGACCAGUGCAUGCUCGGCUACUCCGCCGCCGGCUUCCCCGCAGCCGCCGCCGCCGACUCCGCCGGCACCACCUACGAGUCCCCCAGCUACGAGGACAUCGCGCUGGAGGAGAGCCCGCGGUUCAACCGCUUCCGGGCCCUGCUCAUGAGCGCCACCGCCGACUACGCUGCGUACAACUCCACGCGGCGGCGCUACGCGGCCGGCGAGGUCGACAUGGACCUGCCGGACUUCCCCAAGCUGUACAGCUGGGCGCAGUGCACGCCGACGCCGGACCUCACGCCGGCGCGGUGCUGGCGGUGCCUGGCCGGGGCAGUAUCGCGGCUGUCCCUGCUGUACACCAACAGUAGCGUGGGCAUGGUUCUUGGGGUCAGAUGCAGCAUCCGGUAUCAGACGGACCCUUUUAUGGACGGUCCGGUGAUGGUCCGGCAAGCGGCAGCACACUCACCGAAUUCUGCCGCACCAAGCUCUGGAGCGCUAGCACCCGCACCCGCACCCGCACCACCGGCGGCGGUGCCGGCCGGCGGAGCAGGGAGAAAGUACAGUGUUCCUGGAUUGGUUCUUAUUGCUGUGCUGCCGGUUCUAGCAGCCAUGAACCUCAUCACUCUCCUGUGUUUCUGGAGGAGGAGGAGUCCAACAAAAACAAAGCAAUCGGGUCCGGAUUACAACAACGAAGCAGAGGGCAUGGAGAUUGUAGACACGAUGUUAAUAGACCUAUCUACCUUGCGAGCUGCAACUGGGGAUUUUGCAGAAGGCAACAAGCUUGGUGAGGGUGAAUUUGGUGCGGUGUAUAAGGGUGUUCUCCCGGACGGUGACGAAAUAGCAGUGAAGAGGAUGUCCAAGAGCUUAUCACAGGGAGUAGACGAGCUGGCGAAUGAGCUCGCUGUGGUUGCCAAGCUUAAGCACAAGAAUCUCGUCAGCCUUGUUGGCGUCUGCUUAGAGCAACAGGAGAGGCUGCUCGUCUUCGAGUUCGUUCCUAACAGGAGCCUCGACCUCGUCAUUUUCGACACCGAGAAACGCAAGCGCCUGGACUGGGGAAAGAGGUACAAUAUUAUCGACGGCAUCGCUCGUGGCCUCCAAUACCUCCACGAAGACUCCCAGCUCAAAGUUGUCCACCGUGAUCUCAAGGCGAGCAACAUCUUGCUAGACAGCAACAUGAGCCCCAAGAUAUCAGACUUUGGCCUGGCGAGAAUUUUCAGUAGAGAGCAAACCCAUGCUGUCACAAACCAUCUCGUCGGCACAUACGGAUACAUGGCGCCGGAGUACCGAAUGCGCGGGCACUACUCUGUCAAGUCAGACGUGUUCAGCUUCGGCGUCCUGGUCCUCGAGAUCGUGACGGGAAGAAGCAACAACUGCUGCUCCGACUCACAGCGGUCUGAAGAUCUCUUGACUUGGAUGUGGGAGCACUGGAUGGCCGGGACAGCGCUGGAGAUGGUAGAUCCGGCCCUGAAUGGCAGCUUCUCGGAAGACGAGGUACGGAGAUGCAUCCACAUUGGGCUGCUCUGCGUGCAGGAGAACCCGGGCGACCGGCCGGUGAUGGCGUCGGUGGUGAUGACGCUUGGCAGCGAUACGGUAUCCCUCCAGGCGCCCGCCAAGCCCGCGUCCUUCGCCAGCUACGGGGGUGCCAAACCCGGCGCCGCGUCAGUGUAAGAACGGCCGUCUGAUGUAAGAUAAGAAAUAGUAAGGAGGAAUGAGCACGAUGUAAUGUAAGGAGUGUGCUGCCUUAAGUUUGUACGUACGAGGAAGCACCCCAUGGAGAGUUUUUACGGUGCCUUUUGAUACUACCUAGCCAGUAGUACCAUUGGUUAAAUCCACUCUUCAUUAGAGCAGUUUUGUAAUCAACUUAUUUUUGUCAAAAUUAUCUAUGUUGAUAUUAAUGAUACAUUCAAAUGAUAUUACGAUACUA